This is a messenger RNA of Vigna radiata var. radiata (mung bean), 2739 nucleotides long. RefSeq names its product AAA-ATPase At2g46620. The coding region runs from base 188 to 1639 and encodes 483 amino acids. Gene Ontology annotation, molecular function: ATP hydrolysis activity; ATP binding. NCBI's taxonomy places the organism in Eukaryota, Viridiplantae, Streptophyta, Magnoliopsida, Fabales, Fabaceae. The record is from RefSeq and is a predicted model, not a curated record. The transcript has a single exon.
UAAUUAUCCGAAUGGAUUGUGUGAAAACAGAUCCAAAGAAGAGAUAGCAUAAGGGGAAUAAGAAUAAACGAAAACAAAAAUUAUUCUAUGGAAUGAGAAGAGCGGUAAACAAAUAAAUUGAAAAUUUGUGAAAGAAAAGAACCCUUUAUCUCUCUCUCAACAAUCCAAACAUGGUGUUUUGAGGUGGAUGAGCGUCUUUGCCAUGAUUCUUCUCACUCCCAUAUUUCUGUUAACCCUCGCCGCCGCGGCCACUGCCACCUUCCUUUUCGGGGUGGUUGGGGCCGUGCUGUUCCAAACGGGGUGCUGCAAGAGGGUAUGGAGAAGAAUGGAAGAUUGGUUCCACGUGUAUCAAUUCCUCACAGUACCUGAACUCCACCAAACCAAACGCCACAACCACCUCUACACCAAGCUCUCCCUAUACUUACAUUCCCUACCUUCCAUCCAAGACUCCCAUUUCGCCAACCUCGUCACUGGGAAGAACCAAAACGAUGUCGUCCUCUGCCUCGCCCCCAACCAAACCAUCCAGGACCAUUUUCUCGGAGCCACAGUCUACUGGUUCAACCAACCCGCUCAUCCCAACCCAGAAGGAACCGGAACCUACGUUCUCAAGAUCAGGAAGGUGGACAAGCGCCGAAUCCUCCGUCCUUAUCUUCAGCACAUUCACGCCGUAGCCGACGAAAUCGAGCUGCAAGGAAAGCGCGACUUGCGCCUCUUCACCAACAGUGUCGAUGAGUUUGGCCAGUGGAGAUCCGUUCCGUUUACGCAUCCUUCCACGUUCGACACCAUCGCCAUGGAACCGGAUCUCAAAAGCAAGGUCAAAUCCGAUCUCGAGUCCUUCCUCAGAGCGAAACAGUACUACCACCGCCUCGGCCGCGUCUGGAAACGGAGCUUCCUCCUCUAUGGUCCCUCCGGUACCGGAAAAUCGAGCUUCGUCGCCGCCAUGGCCAAAUUCCUCUCGUACGACGUGUUCGACAUCGACCUGAAUAAAAUCCCUAGCGAUUCGGAUCUGAAAUUGCUCCUUCUGCAUACGACGCCGAAAUCGGUGGUGGUGAUCGAGGACCUGGACCGGUUUGUGGCGGAGAAAACGGAGAGAAUAAGUGUUUCGGGGAUACUAAACUUCAUGGAUGGGCUUGUAACCUCGUGUUGCGCGGAAGAGAGAGUGAUGGUGUUCACGAUGAACACGAAGGAGCAUGUUGACCCGAACAUGCUCCGUCCGGGUCGGGUCGAUGUGCAUAUCCAUUUUCCGCUUUGUGAUUUUUCGGCGUUUAAGACGCUGGCGAAUAAUUACCUUGGGGUGAAGGACCAUAAGCUGUUCCCUCAGGUGCAAGAGAUUUUCCAAAACGGUGCGAGUUUGAGUCCCGCUGAAAUCGGCGAGUUGAUGAUCGCGAACCGGAACUCGCCGAGUCGGGCUAUUAGAUCAGUCAUCACCGCAUUGCAAACGGACGGUGAUGGCAGGGGGUGCGGCUUGAUCGGACGGCAAAAGGAGGAUGAUGAAAUGGAUGAACCGGAUGGGGUUGUCUGCGGUGAGGGUGUUCAUACGGUUAAGGAUUUGCGGAGACUGUACAGUUUUUUCAGAUUCAGGGUUACGAGAAAAUCUUCAUCCUCCAAUUCUUCCUUGCCCGCGAGUCCACUGCGAUAGUUAGUCACUAAUCAUCACUUCAUUGGAAAGAUAUGUGCAAUGUUCCCAAUUGCACUUCAUUCGGCGGAAACAGAUAAUUACAGAUACCCUUGCAGAAGAAGAACAAUUUGGUGGCAAGCUUUUUCGUCCAUAGCCAAAUUGAACACAACAGCAGUUGUUCAUGGGAUGCAAACAUUGCAACUCUUACAAGGUGAUUGUUAUUGUCCAUUUUUCAGCCAUCAACAUCGAACUGUAAAUCUUUAUAAUUAGAUUGAUACAUUGCAUAUAGGAAAAUAAUUUACACGGUCAGAAGAAAGGUUAUCCUUAGAGUUUGGUGAACUGUGAAUCCAAUCUAAUGUAUAGAUUUAUUUCUUUAGGAAAACAAAAUCCGAAAGUUCCUUCAUAAGAAUGAUAUGUUAAUUCAUUUCGUUCUGUAAAAGUGCUUUGAUUGGUUACAAAUUACGAAAUGGUUACUUUCCUUUUACAGUAUAUUUACGUGAAAACGUUGAAAAAGAAAAUGACUUGUCUUGAAUUAAUUCAUUUCCAAACUAGCACUUAUUUGGAAGCACUGGUCUCUGUUUUAAUUUACAUAUACCAGAUCGAUGAACAGAACUUAUAGCGAUUGAUUGCAGUUUUAAUAAUAACGCCUCACCACAAUUUUUGUUUUUUUGUCUUUUGUGUGAAGUGUGAAAGAGGUUUUGUAAUGUUUGCCAUUGUUGUAAGUGAAGUUGGUAUACCAAUUGAAAGGAAAAAACAAAGUCAUGGGCGCAUAUAGUAGUCAAUUUAAUGCAUAUCUAUUUCAACGCAUAUAACAAGGACUGGAUUCACUAUCAUGAAGUAAACACAAACUCAUGCAUAUAUGAGUAGGCAGUGUUAAAUAGAUCACAAAAACCAUCAGAAAAUCUCGGUUGUGGUUAUUUUCCGGAGCCUAUCAGUGAUCAAAAGUUAAACAGUGUUACACUGUAUAAUGACAUGUAGUCCUCAUUAUGAAGAGUCACAUGUGUAUGAUUCUUCGUUCCAUAUUCCCAUUUUAUAUUCGAACCCUCUAACGAUCGAUCCAACUAGCAAGCAUCUUUGAUGAAUAAAGCAAAUUAAUUACUAGCCAAGUAUAUAGUAUAUAA